AUGCCUCGGAGUCGUAAAGGAAAGAUCUGCAUCCGUGAGGAACACCACCUGGCCCAAGGUGCAAUCCAGGAACAGGGGGAAGCCAAGGAGGAAGCACUGGUCUCCUUAUCUCCUCCUCCUUUAGAAGCUGUGGAGCAGAGGAAACCUGGUGCUAGGUCACGUAGUACUGUCAAGUGGCCUCAGAGAGCCCAAUCCACCAUCACUCAACCUGCAGGUGUUUCAAGCACAGGGUUAUCUGAAGGAGCCAGCUGCAAAAUGGAGAACAAGCCAAGUUCCUCCAAGGCCCCGCCUUCCCUGGUGCAGUCUCAGAGAGAUCGUCUGACUGAGAUGGCCAGUAUGGUGGUACAGUUCCUGAUGCAGAUGUACAGAAUGAAACAACCUAUUAGGAAAGCAGAUAUGCUGAAAAUUGUCAAUAAAAAAUACAAAAAUUGCUUCCAUGAGAUCCUCAGAAGAGCAUCUUUCAGCAUGGAGGUGGUAUUUGGUGUUGACUUGAAGGAAGUUGAUGCUACACAGAAUUCCUAUACUCUGGUCAGCAAAAUGGAUCUCCCCAACAAUGCAACGGUGAGGAGUGGCUGCAAGGGAUUUCCUAAGACUGGUCUCCUGAUGAAUAUCCUGGGCAUGAUCUUCGUUAACGGCAACUGCGCCACUGAGCAAAAGAUCUGGGAAUUCCUGAACAAGAUGAGAAUAUAUGCCGGAAAGAGACACUUCCUAUUUGGGGAGCCCAAGAAGCUCAUCACACAAGAUUUUGUCAAACUCAAGUACCUGGAGUACCGCCAAGUGCCCGACAGUGAUCCUCCACAUUAUGAGUUCCUGUGGGGUCCAAGAGCCCACGCCGAGACCAGCAAGAUGAAAGUGCUGGAGUUUUGGGCCAAGAUUAAUCACACCGUCCCCGACGCCUUCCCCUUCUGGUAUGAAGAGGCUUUGCGAGAUGAGGAAGCCCAAGCCACCACUCCACUAAGAACUCACACCAACGCCAUGGCAGUGAUCCAUCCAGGGCCAUGUCCACAGGCUGCACCCACACUUGGUGAAGCUGAGGCCGAGUCUUCAUGUUGUGGUUGA
This is a messenger RNA of Pteronotus mesoamericanus, 1059 nucleotides long. RefSeq names its product melanoma-associated antigen B3-like. The record is from RefSeq and is a predicted model, not a curated record. Lineage: Eukaryota; Metazoa; Chordata; Mammalia; Chiroptera; Mormoopidae. Gene Ontology annotation, biological process: negative regulation of transcription by RNA polymerase II. Gene Ontology annotation, cellular component: nucleus.